AAUUAGCACCCACAUUACAUCUAACACUCUGGUUAAGGUUGUACAAAAAGCACCCACUACUGGGUGGAAGGUGGGCUUUAGGUAACUUCAGCCAUACUGUGCCAGUAUCCAGAUAGUGGCACAGCUCACCAUCUGAACUGUGCAAUAUGGCACAGUGUUUCCAAUCUCAGAGGUCAAAUACAACAAAGCCUGAUCUAGACUGUACGUAAAUAAAUUUGUUCAGUUCUAAAAUGGUGCUAGAUCGAAUAACUUACAACCCUUUCCACCUAUAAAUAGUGGGUUUAUAGUGGUGAUAUCGUAAUAAGUGCGGAAAGGCCUUAUAUUGAAAAAAGGGAAAUUAGUUAGGUAGAGAAAAAGCCAACGAUUUUCGGUGAAGGUCUCUUAGAAAUGUUCCAACUCAAAGAUCUACAUGCAACUAUCACAAAUUUGUUACUAAGAAGUACGCCGCUUUUUCCGUUUUUGAGGCUACUAGUUUAUGCAUAGAUUCAAGAGUUUUCAAUCUACAUGUAUGGUUUUACAUUAGAAGCUUUGUUUCCAGGGUCAGGGCAUUUGUUGUGCUUUGUUAGGACCCCUUCAUCAUAGUUCAGAAUCACGCCGCGGGAUCAUCUGCGCAUGCGCGUCCACUUUUAGACGCGUAUCUAGUAGCUACACAGAGUCAUUUUUCAUUCUCAGAGAACCAUUGAGACUGUAAGAAGAAGCUUCAACUUUUGAAACUAUUGAUCUAUAGACUAAUUAACUGCUACUUUAAACAGAAUGGGUCGUGGCAGCAAGCUGUUUCAUCGCAACAAAGUCACUGUCAUCGAGGAGAUUCACGAGGUGGAUUCUGUAGAGAAGAAAGAGAAAAAGAAGUCUCUCAAAUCGAUGAUGAAGGGGGUCCUAACAAAGCACAACAAAUGCACUGAUUCUGAAACAAAGCUCAAAGAAGAGCAGGAGGCCGAUUACCGAGUGUACCUCUCUCAAAAGGAAAAGAUUGCUGAGCUCCUGGUCAAAAUGAAAUGGAUGGAGAGAAAACAAGAAGGAAAGGAGAAGAGAAUCGAAGACAUGGAGGACAGGCACCUCACUUUUGAUGAAAAGAUGCAGCUCAAGGCUCUCAAGAACAGCUCGAAGAGGUUGGAGGACAAAAUAUUUGUCGUGAACACUGAGCUCCGACGACGACGAAUCACCGUCAACCUGCUUGGGAUCGAUGUCAGCAAAAAGAAGGCAUCUUUAAACGAGACACCUGCACCAGAGUUCUUAGCACCAAGGUGCUGGGAGGAAAACAGAUAUUCCACAGACCGAUACACCGUACACUUGGAUCCAAAGCAAGCAGCGAGCGCCAAACAAUACAUGGAUAUGUCUGUUACUCAGAAGGACAGAGUGUAUGAGCUCAAAGAAAAGUUGGUGUGGAUGGAAAGCAAACGUAAAUGGAAGCAAGACAGAAUUUUGGCCACGAAAAGAAUGGAAGAGAGCCUGAAUUUUGAUCAGAAAAUUCAGCUUAAAGGACUCAAAAGCAGCUUGAAGAGGCUUGAGAAUGCGAUUACUAUAGUUAAACAGCAAGUGUCACGGCGACUAGACACAGUCAGCAAAGCUGAAGAAUUCCACAAGAAACUAGUGGCACUAUAUGUACCUAACCACUCAGUGGAAGGGAGCUCAACUCUACUAGAUAUUGAAGAACUUGAAAAUUGAACGUGAAAAUUGAUACCUUUUAUAAUUAUAGUUGUUUUCUGCACAAAAUGUAUGUUGUCUUUUCAAUUUGAAUUUAGGCAUAAUUAUGUUCACUCCAAAAAUUAGGGUGCACUGCCAUGCAUGACAGUUAUAACAGAUACUUGAUUAUAAUAACUCAUUUUUCAAUGUAGUAUCACAAAAUAUUUUAAUCAUGAUGGGUGAAGUACGUCUAUAAUGGGUAAAAAAAAGAAGCAGCUAUAGAGAGCGAUUUUUGAUCAAAAAUUCAGCUUAACUACAUCAAGAGCUAUAGAUAUACCACCGAGUAUAAUUUUAAGCGCUCUUAAUUGACGUCAUGGUCAGUGCAUGUAUUUGUUACCCAGUGAGUGGGUAGAUCAAAGCAAUCCAGUGCUCUGU
Molecule: messenger RNA, 2058 nt
Organism: Halichondria panicea
Lineage: Eukaryota; Metazoa; Porifera; Demospongiae; Suberitida; Halichondriidae
Exons: 1
Coding region: 754-1665 (303 amino acids)
Source: RefSeq, a predicted model, not a curated record